AUGCCGCGCCACCUCGCGCUCCACGCGAUCGCCGCCGCGCUGCCGGCGGCGUCAGGGCCAGGCAGCCACCUCGGCCCCGCGGUGGCCGCCGCGGCAGCUUUCCUGGCCGUGUGCGCGCUGGCGCUGGCACUGUGCGCGUCGCACUCGUCGCCGGGGCCAGCUGGGCGGCUGCGGCGCGCCCUGGCCAGCGUGAGCCGGCGGCGGACAGAGCCGGUCAUCGCGGCCGUGCACCAGGUGCAGCCCGGCGGCGGGGAGGCGUUGCCGUGCGUCUGGCAGAAGGGCAUCCUCAUGGGCGGCAAGUGCCAGCUCCCCGACUUCUCCGGCGUCAUCAACUACGACCCCGCCGGCAACCUCAUCGCACCCGCCCGCCCUGGCCGCGCCGUGCCCGCCGCCAUUGGGCUUGGCUGGUGA
This is a messenger RNA of Miscanthus lutarioriparius, 411 nucleotides long. Lineage: Eukaryota; Viridiplantae; Streptophyta; Magnoliopsida; Poales; Poaceae. The record is from the annotation of a GenBank genome assembly.